UCAUCACAACGACGGGGAGUUAAUACAUGGGAUCUCCUCUCCCUCCUUUUUCCCUCGGAUGUCGCCUUUCUUCCCUCUUGACUAUGACCCCGCCCUCUCCUCCGUCUUCAGUUUUUUCGAUUUUUAAUAGCAAAAUUCACAACGACAUUAGUCCUAUUUCUCAUUUUUCAUUUCACAAUGCAAAUCAAAUGAAACGAAUCUCCAAAAUAACGUCCUCUCUCUCUCUCUCUCACGCACAGAAGCUGAUCCUUCGAUCUUCGUCCUGUUUUCCACCUCAGGGAAUAAGGAGAAGCCACCUAAGAACAAAUGAAAUCCCAUAAUCUAACCCUAACCCUAGCUUUAUUCUUCUUCUUCUCUACAAUCCUGUUCUGAUUGCACCAGAUAAUCUCCUGUUCUUGAGUUUUUCUUUGUCUGCAAUUGGUUGGGGAAUUAUGGAUUUUCAGGAGAAAGGCAAAGAUUCCUCAUUGGCGAUAUGUGUGCCGAAGAAAAACUCAAAUCCUAACCACUCCCUCAAUUAUUCUUCUUCUUUCUAUCGUCUCAUGAACCUCCCUGCUUCACCUCCUUCGUCCUGGUUCGAGAUUCGUCUCUUCUACGUUCGAAUUGCUCCUUGCGUCGUCGACAGCGUUCCCAGCCAUCUCACUCUCCGCCACCUCCGUCGCGAAAUUGGGGUUUCUCUUGAAAUUAAUGGCUCCCGCAUCCCUGCCUCAGAAACGGCGUCUCUCACACUUCGUCGUGAUCGUCUCGAUAAGGAGUCAUCGGAAGUUACGUAUGUUAGCACCGACAGCGUUCGAGUCACGGGAGCAGUUGAAUUCGAGGUCUACGAGAAAGAAGAUUUGAUUUUGUGUGGUUCUCUGGAACGAAUGGAAUCUUCUGCUUGGAACAAAGGCAGCAUCGGGCUCGAUCACCAUCAGGUGUUGGAGAAUGAUCCCAAGACUGGUUGGACCAUGGAUUGCUAUACGGCGGCAUCUAUUGCCACGGGUUCCUCUGUCUUUUUUAAGCCAAAGCUUGGAAUUUCAUCGCCUUCCAUUGAAGUUUAUGUUGCCGGGUGUUGCUCCGGUGUUCCUCUGAUUUUAACGAAAACAAUUCAACUCAGCCCGAGGCGGAAGCCUCCAAGGCAUGGGACACUUGAUGCGAUUCCAGAGGAUGAAGAAACUGGGAAGGAUCAAAACGUCAUGGGCAGUUUGGUUCGUCAUAGGAAAUUGCAGAUCACAGAUACAGAAGUUGAUGAAUAUGAUUCUGAAGGGAAAAUUCGGUCCAGCUUUUACUCGGAAGAUAUGUAUUCUGAUGAUGAUGGCCAGCUUUCAUGGUUCAAUGCUGGUGUAAGAGUUGGUGUGGGUAUUGGUCUAGGAAUGUGCCUUGGCAUUGGAAUUGGCGUUGGGCUGCUCAUGCGCUCAUACCAAGCUACAACUAGGACUUUCAGGAGGAGGUUUUUCUAAACUUGCGUUCUAGAAUUGGAAACCUGUGUUUCUGAAGAAAAAUGGUUUGAGAAAGAAAGCCCUGUUUUCCAUCUAUCUUGUACGUAUGAGUUUAGUACAUGGGAUGGAGGUUGUACAGUUUGUGGAUAGCAUGCCAAGUUCUUUGAUAAAAAUAGCUCUUCGGGGUGCUAUUGGUCAUCAAUCUCAUCCUUGUAGCUGAAGCCUAUAUGGUACCAAGCAAUUACUGCCAGUCAGAUAUAGCUAGAUUUUCAUCGAUGAGGCUACACUAGAUACAGAGGCUUUGUUUAUUUUUGUUUUGUUUUAUUUUUUCCUGAGGCAGUAUGAGCUUGAACCUGUCGAAUUCUGGGUGCGAGUCCUUGUCUUCAGAAUGCAUCUUUGCAUGAUUGUAGAAAUCUGUGUUUUUUUUUAUGUAUGAUAUAGGAAGUUUAUUUUUUAUUAGUCUUGCAGAAUAAGUUGUUUAUGUAUUAA
Messenger RNA from Nelumbo nucifera (sacred lotus), 1904 nucleotides. RefSeq lists its product as uncharacterized. Lineage: Eukaryota; Viridiplantae; Streptophyta; Magnoliopsida; Proteales; Nelumbonaceae. The record is from RefSeq and is a predicted model, not a curated record.